This is a messenger RNA of Porites lobata, 4964 nucleotides long. Lineage: Eukaryota; Metazoa; Cnidaria; Anthozoa; Scleractinia; Poritidae. The record is from the annotation of a GenBank genome assembly.
AUGGACGGAAUGCCAUGGAAUCUGAUUAGCGGGGAGUUUGCAAAAACACCAAACCUCGACAAAGUCGCGAAAAAUGGGGUAACAGCGAAGUACAUCAAGACAGUAGUCCCGAGCAAAACAUGGCCGACGCACGUAUCAUUCGUCACUGGUUUGUAUCCUGAGUCACACGGGUUGGUUUCCAACAAGUUUUGGGAUCCAGUUUACGAUGAAACGUUUAUCCUGGAGUAUGACUGUACGACUUUUGACCCAAAAUUUUACAACGAAUCCGAACCUAUAUGGCUGACACUGGAGCGGUCAAAGAAAAACAAAGGCCGCAGUGGGGUGUACUUUUGGCCGGGCUUUGGCGGCUGGAAACCAAUUCCCAGCUUCUACAGACACCCGAUUUGUAAGCUGAACUGUAGCGCUGUUGAUCCUAAAGACCUCCCUAGCCUACGCAACAAGACGCGAAGCUCGUUUCCACCCUACGAGCACUGCUAUCCCGACUUUUUUAACGAAACUGAGACAUUUCCUCGUCGAGUCGACCGUGUCAUUAGCUGGCUAAAAUCUGAUGAUCCUCCUCGCUUUGUCGCGUUGUAUAUUGAUGCACCGGAUUGGAAAGGUCAUUCGGGCGGUGCUUUGUCCAAAGUCUACAAAGACUCUAUUGAAGAAGUGGACCGGGAUGCUGUGGGUUAUCUCAUGGACCAGCUUAAGAAUGUGUCGUUAAUUGACAAAGUGAACGUGAUCUUCGUAAGCGAUCAUGGCAUGGUGAACGCAUCUUCAGAACGAGUGAUCGUUUUGGAAAACUACAUCGACCCGUCAACAUACCGACUGGUAGAGGGUGGAACUAUUGGGCACAUCUGGCCAAAUGAGGGCAUGUUAGACGAAAUCUACAACAACCUGACGAAACCCAACACUCCUGAUCACUUAGUUGUGUACAAAAAGGCAGAUAUCCCUGACGAAUACCACUGGAAACACAAUCGGCGUAUUCCGCCCCUUUAUCUUGAACCAGACCCCGGGUGGACUUUAGCCAAGACCAACGCUUCCGUCAGACAAGGAACAUGGGUCCGAGGGGAUCACGGCUGGCCACCACAGAAAUCGAAGACGCAUUCUAUUUUAUUCGCCCAAGGGCCUGCAUUCAAAGUGGGUUACGAGAUAGAGCCCUUCUCUAUUCUUGAUCUUUAUCCAAUGAUGUGCGAUUUACUGGGUAUAGAACCUCGCCCUAACAACGGAACCAUGGCAACUGUUAAGAAGAUGUACAAAGACGAGCCUGACGACGAGCCUGACGGGAAGAAACCGACCGCUGGUCAAUGGAGCGUGAUCACGUGGUCAUCUCGUGCGUUAGUUGCCGCUAGUGCUGUUGCUGUUACGAUGGUGUUGUGACAUUUCUUCUAAGUUUGUUGUCCUUCGUUCAUUUCUAAGCUUUAGUUCGCAUACUGGACAGUAUGAAGUACAGAGAUGUGAACAGGUUACUCUUUUCUAGGGCCUGGAGCACAUUGUGUAAAACUUGUUAUUUAGCAGCCAUGAUUGUUAAUUGAGUGCUUUUGUUAAUCCUUAUUCAUAGCAAGCAUUCAUUGCAGAGAAACUUUUAUUAAGCGCGGAAAACCGUUUCGGUAGAUCCUGGACUUCUCCUCCAUUUUAAAGUUUCUUGUUAAACAAACCGCCUGUAUUUAACACCCACGGGUGUUAAAGGAGCUGUGCCAUAAAUUAAAAUGUAUCAAAAUGCAGACAGUUGGGAUCGCCAGCAAAUUGAGUUGACCAUUUACUGUGUAACUGCUCGAAAGAUUAAAAGAAGGUAUAAAUAAAACAGUAGAUAUAAAAGUAGGCGACAAACUUGAAGAAGAUCUAAACGGAUUGCAAUUGUGGUUUUAAAGUUUAACUCGUUGUUUGUAACGUUUGAUAUAAUGCUUAGGAGACAUUUUUGUCCGACAAGAAGCUGUGAUUUUGUCUGAUUUAUAAUGAACAAGAAAGCCGUAACACUGUCCUUUUUAGCGGACACUAGAGACUCGUGAUUGCUUUCACCAGGACUUUUUAGAAGCUUGUUUUUUAAAAUGGCACUAUACUUUAGAAUGUAACAUUUUAUUAAAAUGUGAAACAACGAUUGUGAGGCUAGCUGCUAAGCUAAGCAGUUGUUAUCAUUUUGUUGUCUUAGUUUCUACUGAUGAAGCCAAGGAUUCGAGGAACCUUUUAAAAAUAACUUGCAUUUUUUUUUUUUUUUAAUUGACGACUUUUAAUGAAUUUUUUGCCAUGCCUGAAAGGACGCAGUCGUUUCGCGUGAAUACUCUGAACUAAAAUACAAAUUUUCUCUUUUGAAUGGAGAUAGAGCGAAAUUUAAAGCUUGUGUCAACACGGCGGCGGCGAUUUAGCCUAUCGCGUUAUAUGAGGUGACUGCGUUAUAUCGCGUCACUACCCAGGGUCCGUAGGAUCGUGGGAGUGCAUUACGUCACGAACUCUACCUCACUAGACGCCAAACGCUCGAGCCUUUUCAAGAAUAUAAAAAUGGGGACAACAACUAGUAUUUGCCCUGUAAUUUGCUUCGUUUUCUUUUGCAUUUUUAACGGCAUCUCUUCCAAAGAAGAGAAACGAGCGAACAAAGACACCGUGAUUAUGGUCUCCCUGGAUGGCAUGGGAUGGCAGCCCGCGGGGGGGUACCCCCUUACAUUACCUAUACGGGUAUGUGUCGCCCAACGGGGUCGUGAUUUUGAAGCUCCUGAUUUAGAACGGGGUAUCCAUUUCAGAGGCGUUUUCUAGAACGGGGUGUAAAAAAUGUGGAUCGCGGCUUUAUCUUCUGCUUAAAAUUGUUGCUGAUUAUGAAGACAGUUUGCCGGUACUCCAAACUUAGAUGCAGUGGGUAGGAACGGAGUUCGAGCUAAGCAUACUUUCAAUGUUGUCCCAACAAAAACUUGGCCCACUCACCACUCCUACCUAACAGGUCUUUACCCAGAAAGCCACGGUAUUGUCUCCAACAAGUUCUGGGAUCCACUUUACCAAGAGAUGUACAUUUACGAUUACGACUGUUCGUCGAAGGAUCCCAAGUUCUAUAAGGCUGCCGAACCGAUCUGGCUGACGCUACAGAAACAAGGAGGAAAGAGCGGGUUAUAUUUCUGGCCCGGAGAGGAAGGCUACACCGAAAAACCCACGUAUAAUGAGAAACCCUUUUGCCUUGUGAAUUGCAGUGCAAUUGAUCCGAAGGAUCUGCCUAAAUACAGGAACAGAACACGCCCCACAUGGCCGAGUUACAUCCACUGUUUUCCUAAUUACACUGAGCCAUUCAAAAGCCGGUUGGAUAAGGUAAUUAACUGGUUAAAAUCUGAGGAACCACCUCAGUUUGUAGGGGUGUAUAUUGAUCACCCAGACUGGGAGGGUCAUGAUUACGGCUCGCAUUCCAAACAGUAUAAGGAAGCCAUUGAGAAUAGCCUGAGUAUCAGGCGUUUCUGGGGAAAAGGGGAAAGAUGGAAGCAAAAACUGGAGAGAGGUGAAGGAGAGAAACGCCUGACACAGAUGCUUUUACUGGAGCCUUCCACCCCCACACAGCAUGAUUCGAUACCAUCCAAUCAAAAUCACUUCCGGUCAUUGGGUUGUCAGCUUCACGUGUCAAAAAGCUCGCCUAAAAUAAAUCUCACUUUACGGUCUGGCCCUUUGUCUGGCCAAGCUCCGGAGCCUGUGUUGCUACGAUUUCGCUUUUUUCUGAAACCUCCAAUGAGGAGUUUUCGAAUACUUGUACUGAAAACCUGCCAUUUGUGAGGAAUUAUAGCAUGUUUUAGGAAUCGCGCUAGUGUAAGAUCGCCAACGCUCUGUUUGUAAAUAAACGUGUGCCCGGAAAAUUGUAAAUUGCUUUUGUUUACAGAGUUAAAUCAGGCGCUUGUCUGGCAGCUAAAAAGCUGUUGUUAUCCCUCGUAUUCUCGGGUGGUUGAAAGGAGCUGCAAGAAUAAAUAGGAAGGUGCGAUGAUGAAACACCUAUGCCUAGAAAUUACCAAGCAGCAGCAAAUUCCACCACUUCACAGAGAGCUCGUGAAAGCUGUUACAAGUUCAAAAAGAAGUGAGAGCCUAUAGCAAAGGUCAAUCCCGUUGGCGAAAUAUGAUGGCGCCCGCUUGAGCUUAAGACAUUUCAACAGUGAGAAAAUUUUGGAAGAGGAAGCGAACGAAUUCCAAUCACGUACGCUAUCGUAACCGCAACAAGCAAAGUCAAGCUUUUUAAAAGCAUUUGUGCUGUCGGCUAUCUCAAUACAUGGCUACCUCGCUCUAUUUUCAUUUACAGUAACAAUACCCUUUUAACGGCGGGAUGUUGUAAAUCUGAACUUAGAUAUCUGAAACACUGAUAUCGUCUUCUUUGUCCCGGUCUUGUGAAACCAUAUGAGGCUUUUCCAUACUCCGAGUACAUCUUUCCUUUACACUACGAGGCCUUGAAAACACAAUUCUUGCUCGGGUUUUAUUUUUAUUCCAGAAAAGAACUUGAGAGCGACUUCUAAAGCCUUUUUGAAUUCCUCUCUGCGUCUCUGUCUGUUAAAGUAUCACAUACCGGUAAGAAAUCAAAAACAUCUAUGAAAAAUUUCAAUGGCCUUCUCCUUGCCGAUCGCUCUUGCGGUCGGUGACGUCAGGGGGUAUUGUGUGUUAUCCAAUCACUGCCACAUCCAGAUUUUGGAUGUGUCACACAAUUUGCUGAAUGGUUUUGUGUCAGGCCUUCCUUUCUCUUCUCCCCCUCCCCCCUCCCCCUUAGGAAGGCCUGAUACUCAGGCUACAUUGAGAAGGUUGAUCGAAAGGUUGUUGGUUAUCUAACAAAGCGCUUGCGUGAUGUUAACCUCAUUGAUAACGUCAAUUUAAUCUUUGUCAGCGAUCACAGCUUUAAUAACAUUUCUUCGGCCCGUCAAAUAUUUUUGGAUGAUUAUCUCGACCGAUCCGCGUACAUGAUGACAGAAUCAACAGCUCUGGACAUAUCUGGCCAAAAGAUGAGAAACUGGAGGAAAUAUUUGAAAAUCUCACAAAGGUAA